This is a messenger RNA of Moneuplotes crassus, 419 nucleotides long. The record is from the annotation of a GenBank genome assembly. Lineage: Eukaryota; Ciliophora; Spirotrichea; Euplotida; Euplotidae.
UUAAGCCUCCAUCGUAGUUCACAGAAGCAGCAAGAUGGGUCGACAUUAAAUUAGUUUUCUAAAAAUACAAAAUUGGCAGCAUUUUGUACUAUUUCCAAGCCAAGAUCCUUGAGGAAACCAAGUAAUAGUCUCUAGGUUGCCAUAAAUUGGCCAUCUCUCAGCUUAUUCUUUGCCAGAACAAGCCCUGAUGCUACUUCUGUGAGAUUCAGUGUCACAUCCAGAUGGGUUGCCACACUGAAGCCUCAAAAAAUAAAUCCAGCUGAGCCCAAGGCUUUGCCCUAGAUUACUCAGAUGCUAAACUUGUCAUGACUCUAAGUCUCCAAAUGAUUCAUGGGAGGAGCAGAUGAACUAAGGACUUUAGAGGCUGCAGCUCUGCUCUUUUAUGAUACAGCCUCAAAUUUGCAUAGACAGAAGAACUA